AUGAGCGAUAGUGAAUCAGAAUAUGCCAAUCUAUCGCAAAAUGGUUCCGAAGAAAGUGAUAGUAAAAUUGAAAUUGAAUCCGAGGAAAGCGACGAUAACGCCAAUUUGGAUUUAGCGGGAAAUUGGUAUGUUAUUACCAAUCAGUUCGUCCCUGCACCACCAAGAUAUCCAUUUAUUGGAGCUCCUGGCUGCACUUUUGCACCGCCAGAACAGCUUGAUGUUUUUUUUUAUUAUCAAUUAUUUUUUGAUGAUUCUCUGAUCAACCACAUUGUUACGGAAACGAAUAAAUUUGCGCAACAGCAGCGAGGACUAGCGUCAAGAUCAUGGUCGCCAGUUACUUUUGAAGAAAUGCACGUUUUUCUUGCAAUGACAAUUCUUCAAGGAAUUGUAAUCAAACCAGAGGAAAGAAUGUACUGGACAACUUCGGAAUUGUUUGAAACACCCAUCUUCUCGAAGCUAUUCCCUUACAGAAGAAAAGGGCUCGAUUUGGAAUCAAACUCUAUUGUCUAUGCGAGUCAAAGUCUGGAUAUUUAUACUCCAGUAUAA
Messenger RNA from Osmia bicornis bicornis, 546 nucleotides. RefSeq names its product piggyBac transposable element-derived protein 4-like. The record is from RefSeq and is a predicted model, not a curated record. Lineage: Eukaryota; Metazoa; Arthropoda; Insecta; Hymenoptera; Megachilidae. Bases 1 to 546 code for a protein of 181 amino acids. The transcript has a single exon.